This is a messenger RNA of Schistocerca nitens (vagrant locust), 954 nucleotides long. Its product is annotated as lipase 1-like. Bases 1 to 954 code for a protein of 317 amino acids. Lineage: Eukaryota; Metazoa; Arthropoda; Insecta; Orthoptera; Acrididae. The record is from RefSeq and is a predicted model, not a curated record. Gene Ontology annotation, biological process: lipid metabolic process. The transcript has 6 exons.
AUGGCAAAGGCGGCCGGGUACGCCGUGGAGGCUCACGAGGUGCGCACCGCGGACGGGUACGUAGUGAGGCUGGACCGUCUGGUCGGUGGGCGCAGGGGCGGACAGCCGGCGCUGCUGCUACACGGACUUUUCUGCGCCUCUGACCUCUGGCUGCUGAGGGGGCCCGGCGCCGCGCUCGGGUACCUACUUGCAGAUGACGGCUACGACGUGUGGCUGAUGAACUUCAGAGGAAACAGAUACAGUGCUAGACACACAACCCUGAAUACUUCGGAUCCCUCAUUCUGGAAAUUCAGCUGGCACGAGAUGGCCGUGUGGGACCUGCCCGCGACCAUAGACCACGUGCUGGCGGUGACGGGCUGGCGCCAGCUGCAGGCAGUGGGCCACUCCAUGGGCAACACGGCGCUGCUCGCCAUGCUGGCCUCGCGGCCGCAGUACGCGCGCAAGCUGGCGCUCGGCUCGCUGCUGGCGCCAGUCGCCUACAUCCACACCUUCAGGGUGCCCUUCAGCCAUUUUCUGCUUGCUGACUGGCGCCACAUCCAGAGCCUCCUCCAGCGAGCGCGCAUAUACAGAGUUCCGCCAACGACCAAAGAAUCUUGCUCGCUGUUGCAGAAGACUUGUGGGGACGACAAACCUACGCAGGAUCUCUGUCUGAAUCUCAUUCAAACUCUUUAUGGGUGGGAUCCUGAAGGUUUAAAUAAGUCGGCUCUGCCAUUAUACCUGUCGCACAUGUUUGCUGGCGUGUCUGUGGACACUAUUGCUCACUUCGCACAGAUUAUUAAGUCAGAUACACUUAGUGUAGCUCUGUACUCAAGCCAACAGCGUGGUGAGUCGGCAGCAUUGGUUACAGGGCCCAGGGCAGCUACGGCACAGCCCUGUGACUGUUCACCCAUGGUUGGCGGUUCCAGCGCCCACAGAACAGUGGCGGUGGGGGCGGUGGUGGUGGCAGUGGUGUGA